This is a messenger RNA of Benincasa hispida (wax gourd), 2967 nucleotides long. RefSeq names its product golgin Putative 2 (gene GC2). Gene Ontology annotation, biological process: retrograde transport, vesicle recycling within Golgi; Golgi organization. Gene Ontology annotation, cellular component: Golgi cisterna; Golgi membrane. NCBI's taxonomy places the organism in Eukaryota, Viridiplantae, Streptophyta, Magnoliopsida, Cucurbitales, Cucurbitaceae. The record is from RefSeq and is a predicted model, not a curated record.
CUUGGCUUCCCCUCUUCCAUCUCUUCCCCUAUCGUCCUCCUCGUUCCGAUUCUUUGCAACUGCAAGUGCGACCUCUCAAUCGAAAUCCACAACUACGCUGCUUUGCAAUAAUAAUUUUAUGAAUGUGAAUCACAGUUGAUAACGCUUUCUCCUCUGAUUUCAAUUCCUCAACGACGAAGCUGGAUCGUGGAUUUGAAUCAUGGCUAAUUGGAUCUCCUCCAAGCUUAAAGCGGCCGAGAGCAUUCUCCAGCAGAUCGAUCAGCAAGCGGCGGAGUCGCUUAAAAAGGGUGAAAGGCCUCCAGCUCUUGAUAACUUGGAAACCGCUGGAAAAACUGGAGAUAUUUUGCCUUUGAAGGAUCAACUCAAGAAGAAGAACCAAGUAGACAAUGAUUAUCAUGGAAAAUUGCGAAGUGAUCUUAGUUUGAAUGUAAGCAGAAGCCAGGAUAAUGUGAUUUCUGCCGCAUCAAAACCCUCGCCGUCGUCAAAAUCACCUACACUAACGGACAGUGACUGGACUGAACUGCUCGGUACACCUAAUCAACCUUCAGCUUCGGCUGCAUCCCGCAGUACUGGAGCAUCUUCAAUUCGUGGGGCGAAGAGAGAAAGUCGCAGACCAAGUAAUGCAGGUUCAAAUAUGUCGGUGCUGGAUUUCAAGAAAACCCGGAACAACGCUAAUAGCAACAAGUCCGUGGGGGAAAGAAAGAAAUUAAACAGGAAGGCAAGUGAUGUGGAUGAAUCUAAUAUUUCAGUUUCGUUGGGGACAAGUUCAAGAGUUGAUCUGAAAAAUGACAAAAAUGUUACGCAUUCUGGAGGUCAAGAAUUGGACAAGAAAGAGGCUGGAGGCAAUAUUUUAGUUGAAGCAAAAAGUGUGGAAAAAAGGGAAAUCGGUGGGAAUUUUGAUUCCAAGGGUUUUUCUUCAGAGGAUUCUGUGUUGGCAAUAAAAAAUGGUCAAUCCUCAGAAACAGCGUCGGAUACAGAUCAAGCUAAAAGGAUAUCUGAUAGGAAUACCAUUGUGAAAGAUGCUCAAAGUCAUCGAGAAAGUGGUGUUUCUGGAAAAGAUAAAUCGGAUGAAGUUUCUCAUAGUUCUAUAUCUGAUGAUGUGAGAAAAGAGUGGACAGGCUCUUCAACUAGUGAUGGGAGCUCUGGUUCAGAUUCAGACUCAGGUUCAGCUUCUGAUUCUGAAAUUGAACGUGAGAGGGAAGAAAUAAGGAGGAGGAGGCAGAAAAUUCUGGCUGAGAAAGCAGCAGCCAAAGCCAUGGAGGCUAUCAAAGAACAGGAAGACUUGGUGGCUAGACUGGAAGGUGAGAAGCAGAGCCUAGAAAAAAUACUAGAGGAUCGAGCAAGAAAGCAAGCAGAAGAGGCUUCAGAGCUGCAGACAUCUAUGAUGGAAACGAUGGAGGCUGUUGAGCUUGAGAAGCAGAAGCACAAUGAAACCCGUAGAGAAGCCCUUGCAAUAAUGGCCAAGCUUGAGACUGAAAAUGCGUAUCUUGCAAGAACCCUUGCUUCUGUUCAAUGGAAUCUUGAGUUAGAGGGUAAUCGGGUUGCUGGACUUCGACAGCAGAUUGAAUCGAAAGAAACGGCUCAUGAAGAACUGAGGAGGAGGAUCGCAAGCUCUCAUCAAGCUGGAACAUCAACAAAACCAUUGGCUUUUAAAGGAAUUGGAUUUGAAUUGGAGAUUCUUGAGGCAGAGUACUCUCUCAUCACUGAUAAAGUCCUCCAAUUGCAAGAGAAGGGGAAAAAGUUGGAAGGAAACAUAGAGUUGAUGAGAAAAGAGAUGGAGGAACCAACUGAAGUUGAGGUUGAACUCAAGAGAAGGCUUGGCCAGAUGACUGACCAUUUAAUUCAGAAACAAGCUCAGUAUGUGUUGGAAGGGUGGACGAUUCUCAGUGUGCCCGUAGAUCAUGCAGAUGACCCAUUACUUCAAGGAACCCUUUUCUGUCUCCCACUCUUAAUUUCACAAAAUUGUAAUUUCUUUUCGAAGUUUGGCAAGUCUAACUUCCCCCGUACAGUAUGUAGAUGAAUCAUAUUAAACAGUACCAUAUUUUCUCUAUGUUUGAGGAAUGGACAAUUCCAACUGGUCCAAAGAUUCUUCACCUGAACUGUAUUUUUUCCCUUCUGACCUAACACCCCAAGAUACUCAGCGUUUCGUAUUGUGCAAUCUUAGUUGCUAACAGAUCGGGUGAGUAGUUGGAAGUGCUGAAUAUUUCCACUGUCAGUUCUAAAGGAAUAGGGAAUAGAAAUGAGUUUUAAAGUGAUUCUGUCCUUGAAUUGAAGGAUCAUACAACUUUUAGGUUACUGGCAUGGAGUUACAAUAUGUUCUCCAAAUCCGCUCAUUUGUGUAACAUCUCACGUUACUAACUGCUUUUGAUGUAAAUAAAAAAAUAAUAAUAAUAACGUAAAAUUUCGAUGAAAUGGGAUAAAAGCAUCCAUGAUGCAAAUAAUAAUAACCUAGUUCCCUUCUCAUUCCCUAAAGAAAUUGGAGUCAGGAGUCGAAUGGCUGAUAAGUCCAGCUUUCUCGAUAGACUGUCAUCCUCGUAAAUCCAUCGAAGCCUAUAGUUUGUCACCCUAUUAAAGGCUAAAAGCUUCGAUAAAUUUGUUGACUGAGCUAAGUUUAGCUUCUCCAGGGAAAAAUAUUUAGAUUUUAUUCAGAUUUAUAUCUGACCUCACAUUAUGGGUACAUCUGUGGAAUAUUGCAUAUUGUGGUGACUCUUAGCAUCAUUUUGAUAUAUCGUCUAUUCUUUAAUGUUCGUUAGAGGUUUCGUUAUAAGGCUUUACUAUGCUGUUGUAGGCAGUUUAAGAAUGACGGUUAAUCCUUAUUUCUUGCGAUCAUAUCUAUAUUCAUUAGAGCUCUCUUGCAUUAUUAUUCCCUUCUAUUCUCCAAUUGUUCCACAUCAAAACCCUGUUAGAUUGUUAAACAGGAAGGAGUCCCAUGUGUUAAUAGAAUUCACUGUUGGAGUUUGAUUUUUG